UCCAGCCGGUGUUCAGUGUGUUGGGCUCAGGGAGUCGCCCAGUCCGAGCAUAUAAACUGCUGCGAAGAAGCCACGUACUGUUGCACGGCGGAAAUCUCUUAGCGAAGCAAAUCCUGCGUUGCAGCCUCACACAUAUUCCACUUAUUCAGCAUCAGGCACCAUGGUGUACCAUCCCGAGUUCGAGCGGGCCGGCAAACAGCCUGGCCUCCAGGUGUGGAGGAUCGAGAAGCUGGACCUGGUGCCGGUGCCCGAGAACCUGUACGGGGGCUUCUACACGGGCGAUGCGUACAUUAUCCUGAACACCAUCAAGCAGCGUUCUGGGAACCUGCAGUACGACCUGCACUUCUGGCUGGGUGAUUUUUGCUCACAGGAUGAAAGUGGAGCUGCAGCCAUUUUCACCGUGCAGAUGGAUGAUUACCUCGGUGGCAAACCCAUUCAGUACCGUGAAGUCCAGGGUCAUGAGUCCAAUGCCUUCCUGGGAUACUUUAAGUCUGGUCUGAAGUACAUGGAAGGGGGCGUGGCUUCAGGGUUCAAGCACGUCGUCACCAAUGAGGUUACUGUCCAGCGUUUGCUGCAGGUGAAAGGUCGUCGUGUCGUCAGGGCAACAGAGGUCCCCGUCAGCUGGGACAGUUUUAACCAGGGAGAUUGCUUCAUCCUGGACCUCGGCAAUGACAUUUUCCAGUGGUGUGGCUCCCAAAGCAACCGCUUCGAGAAGCUGAAAGCUACGCAGGUCGCCAAGGGUAUUCGUGAUAACGAGCGCAGUGGGCGUGCUCGGGUGUACGUGUGCGAUGAGGGGAUGGAGAGAGAGAGGAUACUCGAGGUUCUGGGACCAAAGCCGAACCUUCCCGAAGGAGCCUCUGAUGACAUCAAAGCAGAUGCGUCUAACAGGAAGUUGGCAAAACUAUACAAGGUGUCUGACACUACUGGGGAAAUGACCAUUGCCAUGGUUGCAUCAGAGAACCCGUUCUCUCAGAGUGUUCUGGAAUCCAGUGACUGCUUUAUUCUUGAUCAUGGUUCUAAUGGCAAGAUUUUUAUCUGGAAAGGCAUGAAGGCCGACAUGGAGGAGAGGAAGGCAGCACUGAAGGCUGCCGACGAGUUCAUCAAGAAGAUGGGCUACUCCAAGCAAACCCAUGUGCAGGUUCUGCCUGAGAACGGGGAGACACCUCUGUUCAAGCAGUUCUUCAAGAACUGGCGUGAUGUGGACCAGACGGUGGGCCUGGGCAUGGCCUACGUGUCCAACAGCAUCGCUAAGAUCGAAAAGGUGCCAUUCGACGCUGCCACCUUGCACGAGUCCCACGCCAUGGCUGCCCAGCACGGAAUGGUGGACGACGGUAGUGGCCAGAAGCAGAUCUGGCGUGUCGAAGGGGGGGACAAGGUGCCCGUGGACCCUUCCACCUACGGACAAUUCUAUGGGGGAGAUAGUUACAUUAUCCUGUACAACUACCAGCAUGGAGGCCGCCAAGGACAGAUCAUCUACAUUUGGCAAGGAAUGGACUCCACACAGGAUGAAAUCGGAGUGUCUGCUCUCCUUGCUACUCAGCUGGAUGACGAGCUUGGUGGGGGACCAGUCCAGGUUGCUGGUGCUUCCAUUACCACACAGGUGCGAGUGGUCCAAGGCAAGGAACCUUCUCACCUCAUGAGCCUCUUCGGGGGGAAUCCUAUGGUGGUCUACAAGGGGGGCACCUCCAGAGAGGGGGGUCAGACUGCACCCGGCAAAACGCGGCUGUUUCAAGUACGGUCCAACACAGCUGGGUGUGCACGUGCCGUGGAGGUUGACGCGGUGGCCUCUAACCUUAACUCCAAUGACGCCUUCGUGCUGGUCACCCCCACGGCCUCCUUCCUGUGGCUGGGGCAGGGAGCCAGCGACGCAGAGAGAAAAGGGGCCCAGCAGCUGUGUGCCAUCCUGGGCGUGUCGCCUUCCAAGCUGGCAGAGGGCGGGGAAGCGGACGACUUCUGGGGAGCCCUCGGAGGCAAGGCGGAGUACCGCACCUCCACCAGGCUAAAGGACAAGAUGGACACCCACCCACCCAGACUGUUUGCCUGCUCCAACAAAACUGGCCGCUUCAUUAUUGAGGAGGUACCGGGAGAGUUGACCCAAGACGACUUGGCCACUGACGACGUCAUGAUUUUGGACACCUGGGACCAGGUCUUUGUCUGGAUCGGAAAUGAAGCCCAGGAGGAAGAGAAGACUGAAGCAAUGGCUUCAGCUGUCCGUUACAUUGAGACGGACCCCGCAAACCGGGAUCGUCGGACGCCAGUGGUGAAGAUCAAGCAAGGGUCCGAGCCGCCUACAUUCACCGGCUGGUUCCUCGGCUGGGAUUACGAUUACUGGACCACCGACCCUCUGCAUCGCGCCAUGGCUGAACUAGAGAUCUGAACUCGGGCAGUGUUCCCAUGGCGUUUCCUCCCUCCUCUCCCUCGCCUCGAAUCCUGUCCGCCUACUGCCUGGUCUCUGCUGCGACAAGCCUAUCAACAAGAAUUGCAAAACAUGGCAAAUCACUCCAUUCCAGUCCACUAAAAAAUCCCCAUUAGCAAGCAACCAGCUCGCAAUAAAAAAUGGACGCCGAGCAGCUGUGGUUGCAGUCAUGAAGUCCCAAGGAGGAAGUACAGACGUGAGGGUGACACCGACCAAAGGCAGACGUCGGCCUUUGUCUGGCCAUUGCUCUACCAGCCAACGUCUUCCACAGACGCCUUCUCUGAUGCAAAAACUCACUUCCUCAAAGUAGCCGAUUCACUUCGGUUAGAUUUGUGCUAUCAGGAAUUUUGAACUUAACGCCAGACUGACAGGGUUGCCAACUCUCAUGCAUCUGGCAUGACACACUCUCAGGCCCAUGCAAUAAAUCUUACGGCAAGUCUCCUUUACUCCAUUAUAAACCUAAAAUUAGCUGCAUCAAAAGCGUUGGGGAAGUCUGCAAACCUUGCAGACUAUUUACAAGGUAAUAAAACCCUCACAUACAUGUAAAUGCGUGUGCAUGUGUGUACAGACCAGUCUCGAAUUGAAAAUUUCACUCCAGCCAGCUGCCCAAAGUUGGCAACCCUGAAUGAACAUGUUUACAAUCAUGCAGCCCAAUAGUAUAACCAAGGAGGAGUUAUUUUUGUGCUAUUUUUGCAAAUACAAGUGGCAUUUUUCUAUUCUGUCGAUGUCAGUUAUUAACAAGAUUUAGAUUUAAAUAUGGAACCUCAACUCAUGUGAGUUGUGUGUCAAGUGCAUACAUCUCCCUUCGGUACCACACAAAGUCAAUAGCUCCUGCAUGGCUUCCUGUAUUGCUUUUGUAUUUUCCGCACUGAAUUUUAAGAGAAUAAAAGCUCAGUAAUCAGCUAAA
Molecule: messenger RNA, 3323 nt
Organism: Brienomyrus brachyistius
Lineage: Eukaryota; Metazoa; Chordata; Actinopteri; Osteoglossiformes; Mormyridae
Product: gelsolin-like
Exons: 17
Coding region: 161-2377 (738 amino acids)
Biological process (GO): actin filament severing; barbed-end actin filament capping; actin polymerization or depolymerization
Cellular component (GO): actin cytoskeleton; cytoplasm
Molecular function (GO): phosphatidylinositol-4,5-bisphosphate binding; actin filament binding
Source: RefSeq, a predicted model, not a curated record